UUCACUUGGAUUAUCAAUUGUGUGUUUACAUUUUUUUAAUCAAAAAUAAUACCAAUUAUUAUUAAUAAUGAUGAUAAUAAUAAUAAAAAUAAAGCAACGAAUUGUUACGACAUUUUGACAGCAAAAGCAAGAAAAAGUGAGACAAAAAAAGGGAAAGGAAAAAGAAAAAAAUACAUACAGAUAAUAAAUAAGUAAAAAUAACAACGAAAAAUAUGUUGUUUUAUCAGUAUUUAUAUUUAUUAUUGAAAAAUAAAAAAAAAUAAACAUUGGCAUACGUAAAUUAAUGGCUUAUUGCCAAUUUGUGUGUUAAAGAAUUUUCGACAGUUUUAAUGAAAACGUCACAGGAUGAAGUUGUUUUAUUAAAGGUACCUGCUGGCCAUUGUUUAAAAAUUAUUAUAAAUUAUUAUUAAUUUUAUUGUAAAAAAAAUUAAUUAUUAUGCUCGUCAUGAUGCUGUUUCAAUUGUUAUUUUUAAUUAUUAAUUUAAAAUCAGUAUUAUUAGUACCAUUAAAUCCAAAACUUUUGGUAAUUUCAUAUGAUGGAUUUAGAUAUGAUUAUUUAAAUCGUAAUUGUACACCUUUUAUGAAAAAAAUUAAAGAAGAAGGUACUUAUUCUGAUUAUAUGAAAAAUAUAUUUAUAACAAAAACAUUUCCUAAUCAUCAUACAAUUGCAACUGGUUUUUAUGCUGAAACACAUGGAGUUAUUGACAGUAAUUAUUUAACACAAGAUAAUAAAAUAAUGAAUAUGUCACAGGAAAUGUAUGCAUAUAAUAAAAAUAUACUUCCAAUAUGGACAUUAAAUGAAUUAAGUGGUAAUGGAAGACACAGUGGAACUAUGAUGUGGCCAGGAAGUAUUUAUAAAUACAAUAAUACUUUACCAACUCACAUUGGAACUUUUAAUAUAUCAAGAUCAUGGAAAAAUCGUACAGAUGAAAUUAUAUCAUGGUUUUUAGAUCCAAUUAAUCCAGCAAAUUUUGUUCUUUUAUAUAUUGAAGAACCAGAUUUUCAUACACAUGCUCUUGGUACACAAAGCCCAAAAAUAAAUGAGUUAUUAAAAAAACUUGAUAAUUUUACUGAAUAUAUAUUUAAUAAAUUGAGAGAUAAUAAUUUGGAUGAUGUUAAUGUUGUACAUUUGAGUGAUCAUGGUAUGGCUGAUGUUCCAUAUUCUCAUAUUAUUAAUAUUUCAAAUAUUAUUGAUGAAAAAACUGAGGCUAAAAUAGUGGUUACACUGUCAACAGCAAUGAUUGAACCUUACAAUGGAAAAGAUAUUAUAGUUUACAACAAAUUGAAAAAUGAAUCAGCAAAAACAUCUGGCUUUGAAGUUUAUUGGAAAAAAGAUAUACCUGAUAAAUGGCAUUAUCGAAAUAACAAUAGAAUAAGUAAAAUAUUUUUGAUUGCUAAAAUUGGCUAUGCUUUUGACGAACUUUUUAAGUCAAUGAAAUAUUAUGAAAAAGCAUUUAAUAUUACAAUUAAUAAUCAAUCACAAUUUGGUGUACAUGGUUAUGACAAUGGUGAUCAUAGAAUGUAUCCAAUAUUUUUUGCAAGAGGACCAGCAUUUGUUUCACAUUGUAAACUUGAACCAUUUAAUAGUGUUGAUCUACUUUCUUUAUUUUGUCAUAUAUUAAAUAUUAAUUGUCAACAAACAAAUGGUACUUUGAAUUCAUUUGAUAAAUGUUUACAAAUACCACCAUCAACUGAUGAAUCAAGUUACAUUUAUCUUGGAAUUAUGGGUGUUGUUAUUGUAACUGUUAUUAUAUUUUUCGUUGGAUAUUUGUACUUACAACAAAGACGACGUCAAGUAGAAAUAAUUUACAGACGUGGAGGUAUUGAACAGCCCAAUUGACUCAAGUUACAAUAUAACUAAGUAAAAGAGAAUUUUAAAUGACGCUAAACAGGAACAGUUUUGGGAUGAUCAACAAGACACAGAAUAUGUGUGGCAUUAAUUUAUAAAAUAUAAAUUUUAUUUAUUCUUAAAAAACUAAAUUAACAUCGUUUUUUUUUUUUUUUUUU
This is a messenger RNA of Aphidius gifuensis, 2007 nucleotides long. RefSeq names its product bis(5'-adenosyl)-triphosphatase ENPP4-like. The transcript has 7 exons. The record is from RefSeq and is a predicted model, not a curated record. Lineage: Eukaryota; Metazoa; Arthropoda; Insecta; Hymenoptera; Braconidae. Bases 437 to 1840 code for a protein of 467 amino acids.